Messenger RNA from Aspergillus japonicus CBS 114.51, 3264 nucleotides. Its product is annotated as putative histone acetyltransferase. The transcript is spliced from 4 exons. The coding region runs from base 1 to 3264 and encodes 1087 amino acids. The record is from RefSeq and is a predicted model, not a curated record. Gene Ontology annotation, biological process: regulation of DNA-templated transcription. Gene Ontology annotation, molecular function: histone acetyltransferase activity. NCBI's taxonomy places the organism in Eukaryota, Fungi, Ascomycota, Eurotiomycetes, Eurotiales, Aspergillaceae.
AUGCCGGCAAUAGUGCCGCCGGUCGAUGACGACCUGGACAAGAACACCCCCACGGAUUUGGUGGACAGUGAGCAGGAUGCUGAAGGGGAGGAGGACACAGAUCUCUAUCAGAUGGACCAACAGUUACAGGACGCUGUGCACCGCGCCCUUUCGGGCGAGCCCGUUGAGGACACUCCGGCCGCUGGCCCUGACGAAGAACUGGAUGCUGAAGGCGAAACCGAUCCUGAGAUGGACGUGAACGGCACUCCGCUUGAUGCUGAGCCGGUUGGCGCCGUGAAAUUUCCCAAGCAAGCGCCGGCCGAGGAUGACGAAGAUGUGGUUUCGGGCCCAGCAGAUGCAGAGGCAGAGGAAGACCCUGCUUCUGAGCAUCGCAGCGACAGCGAGCAAGAACAAGAAGACGCAUCGGGUUCGUCGUCAAGCAGUCAGGAAUCGGACGAUGAAUGGGAAGGAGAGAGCAAUGACCAUGAGGAUGCGGAGGCGGAGAACACGGUCCGCGGCAACUGCAUAUUCUGUGGCCAGGACGAAGACAACGAUCCUAGUGAAGAGUAUGAGGAUUAUUUGACUUGCGGGGUCUGUGGCGAUCAUUCUCACCGGCAAUGCGCCCGGGAACAGAGUGCGUUAGACGACGCGGAAGGACCCAGUUCAUGGCGAUGUCCCACCUGCGUCCGGGAGAAGCUGAGGUCCAGCCCCAGGGAGAGCGCACCGGUGCAACGUAAGGGUCGAGCUAAGAACAUGCGCAAAGAACUGCUGCCAGCUCAUACUGGCGAAGAUGGCUCUGACUUUCAUUCGAUCUUCAACACAGUAACAGUCAACGAUGAACUCCUAAACAGCUCUCGAUCGCUACGAAAGAGGAAAGCCCUUUCGGCGUCAGUGGAGGUUGAUGAGCAUGCGCCUGUCCUACGUAAAAGGCAAAGGCAGACUUCAAUGCGCUCCGAUCGGGCAAUAUCCCGCGACAUGGGCGAAGUUGUUGAUGGCAUGUCUCCAGUUCGAACGCGCUCUCGACGUACACGUAAGAGUGGACAGGAAAGUUGCCGCGUCGUGCUGAAGCAAUAUGGGCGCCUUGUCCUAGCAUUUCGCUUAGAUGAGUCUAGGUUGUCCAAAAUCUUUAAUCCUCGCAGCAGAUCUCAAACGCGCAACCACCGGACUCCCAAGCCACCCCCACCUAUUCCCGAGCCUCAAGCUCAUUUUGCUCCUAUAACGCCUGCCUCCUACUACACCCCGUUUUACUCUUUCAACGACCGCGAGAUGGAUGAGUCGAAGUCUAAACCUUACGGAGGUAUUCUUUCCGAAGUUGACGCGGAUACUUCAAAGACGUUGCCGACCAACCUGGAUCGGGACAAAUUUGAAAUAGCCCGUCACAAGGCCGAGGAGGAAUGGCAACGAAGAGUCAUGCAAACCGAAACCAGCGGUGAAACCGUACAGCAUGCGUCACAGAAGGUCUCAGGUCCUCCGUCUAGGAUCAAGUACAUUAAUUUCGGGGGCUAUGAGAUUGAGACCUGGUACGCCGCUCCCUACCCGGAAGAGUAUAGCCGCAACCGAGUCCUUUACAUUUGCGAAUUCUGCCUGAAGUAUAUGAACUCCGACUACGUCGCGUGGCGGCAUAAACUCAAAUGCCCGGCGAAGCACCCUCCUGGCGACGAAAUCUACCGGGAAGGGUCAAUAUCAAUAUUCGAGGUAGAUGGACGGAAGAAUCCGGUCUACUGCCAGAACCUCUGCUUGCUUGCAAAGCUGUUCCUGGGUUCGAAAACUCUUUACUAUGAUGUUGAGCCUUUCCUCUUCUAUGUCAUGACCGAGUACGACGACCUGGGAUGCCAUUUCGUUGGGUACUUCAGCAAGGAGAAGCGCCCAAGCUCGGCGAAUAAUGUCUCGUGCAUUCUGACGUUACCUAUUCAUCAGCGGAAAGGUUAUGGAAACCUACUUAUUGACUUUUCUUACCUGCUCACACGCAUUGAAGGAAAGACAGGGUCGCCGGAGAAGCCUCUGUCGGAUAUGGGGUUGGUCUCCUACAGGAACUACUGGCGGCUCAUCUUAUCCUACCUACUACGAAGCCAAAAGACCCCUCUCAGCAUCGCGGAGAUCUCGGAACGAACAGGCAUGACAGCCGAUGACAUUGUGUCAGGUCUGGAAGCAUUACGUGCUCUUGUGAGGGAUCCUGUGACCAAGACUUACGCUUUGCGCCUUGACUACAAAUACUUCGAGGAGUGCAUUCAAAGCUGGGAGAGCAAGGGAUAUGUUCAGCUCAAUCCAGACGCGCUCGUGUGGACACCGUACAUCAUGGGCCGAAGCAAUCAGUCACAAUUCGAUCGAGCCCCAAUGCAUGCAGUGGCGCCCCGCGAAGGGUUAGACGAAGAAAGCGAGGAUGUCAAAGAAUCAGGUGACGAGGAAGAGCAGCCACUAUCCACUGAUAUCGACCUGUCGAAGGAAGACAGCACAGUUCCUCCAGUCAUGAAUGGGAUUAUUGACCCAGAACCAAAGCAGAUUCCGCACGAGCCGGCGGGACCUCCUUCUACAGAUGCACUGAUCCACAACAAUGGCUUCCGCCCGCCACCCACCACAUCCGCAGACUCCAAUACCGCGUCUGAGACCAAUCCCACUAAUGACAUACCCGCGUGGAGAUUCGAGAUUUGGCCACCGGUUCAGGCUCCAUCCUACAAAAAGCGCCCUGGCCGACCGUGGGGAAGUCGGACGAACCUCAAGACGGCGUCGACCCCGACUACCGUUCGUACUAGCGGUCGCAACACUCCUCGCAGAUCAUCAGUGCUGGCAUCCAUGACUCCCAGUGCGAAUCAGAUGAGCGUCCGCCGCGGCCGGAGUGCUAAGCUCAUGGAGUCCCCCGCUGCUGAUCCAGGCAGCGUGGAGCCAAACGGCACUGAGAAUGAACGAGGCAAGGACAUCGAGAACAUGACAGCCGGCCACUUGGAAGAGAUGUCACCGACCGCGAUGCCGUUGGAGACUGAGAACCAAAUGGACCGCACUGAUGGUGACGAUGCAACGCCUACAUUGAACGGCAGCGGGGAAUCUCAGAAUAAUGCGGACAACGAAAGCGUCGAAAACCCCAAACUCGAAGCCCUUGCGACGGUCAAUGGUAAAAGCACCGAAAAGAAAACCAAAGUCACCAAAUCGGUGAAUCGGAAAUCGUUGGUUGAGCAGCUUGAAAUGGUCAUUCCUGCCGACGAUGAGAGUGUCAAAGUUCAUGAGAACGGCGUGCCAGAGCAAGCAGUAGCCAACGGAGUUGAUGCAGAUGGUGAUGUCGUGAUGGAGUAA